CUCUCACCCUCCCACCCUUGACACCGACCAGACCAGCCCAAGAUGGCAAACCGGGGUUACGAUGUGGUAGUUGACGUGGACACCGAGGGCGACCUCGGCCAUACCGACCUUCAGGAGGACCUCGAAUUCCACAGUUCCAACUUCGAAUCCGACCAACGAACCGCCAAAGCCCAAGCCGCCAGCGGCGGCGUCGGGCUAACCAACAGCUCGUCCUCGCGCGGCCGCGACCGGUCCCCAGGGGGAACGCCGACGAAGCACGCGUGGUGGUCGAUCCACUACUACAGCCAAUUCUUCGACGUGGACACGAAUGAAGUGCUGCGCCGAUGCGUCGCGACGGUGUACCCACGGAGCAACUUCCUGGACGUGCUGGAAGGCAACCCGGACCUGUACGGGCCGUUCUGGAUCGCCACGACCGUGGUCGUGAUCCUCUUCCUGACCGGCACCAUCUCGCAAUGGCUCUCCAACAACGACGACGAGCACUUUGAGUACGACUUCACGUUGCUGUCGGGCGCCGCCGGCUUGGUCUACGGGUACACGGGCAUCAUCCCGAUCGCGCUGUGGGGGGCGCUGAAGUGGUUCGGCAGCUCCAGUGCCGAUCUGGUCGAGGCGUGGGCGCUCUACGGAUACUCGAAUCUGGUGUGGAUUGCUGUGGCCCUGGUCAGCUGGAGUCCGUUGACGGCGCUGAAUUGGGCGCUGGUGGGCGUCGGCUUUGGGUGGACCGUUUUCUUCCUUCUGAGGAAUUUGUAUCCCGUCUUGAGUGCCACGGAUGCGAAGGCUAGUAAGAUUUUGCUCGUCUUGGUGGUCUUGUUGCAUGCCGGUUUUGCGUUGGCGAUCAAGAUUUUGUUCUUCGCGCAUGGAAGUCCGGUCUCGAAGAAGAACGAGGAUCACGAUGACGACCACCACGAUGACAGGCGACGCAUGCUCGGGCUUUAAGAGGGACGAGCGAGGGAACGCGGAGGCGGAGGCUUACCCCGGGCUUGGGUUGAGCUUGUUCAAUGCUAUGCUCACCAUGACCGCGACCACGACAUCGCUCAGGCAGCAUGAUGUCAACGUCACCUUGCGGAUUAUGUGCCAUCACUUGUCUUCUUUCCCCACAUGUUUUUUUUUCUCAUUGACUUAUUGUUUCUUAUCGUCUGCCGUGCGUCUGUAUCUGUAUGUGUGUGUAUCUACUCCAAAGAAUGCGACGAAAGG
Messenger RNA from Aspergillus heteromorphus CBS 117.55, 1191 nucleotides. Its product is annotated as Yip1 family protein. The record is from RefSeq and is a predicted model, not a curated record. Lineage: Eukaryota; Fungi; Ascomycota; Eurotiomycetes; Eurotiales; Aspergillaceae. Gene Ontology annotation, biological process: vesicle-mediated transport. Gene Ontology annotation, molecular function: small GTPase binding. The coding region runs from base 43 to 933 and encodes 296 amino acids. Gene Ontology annotation, cellular component: membrane; Golgi apparatus. The transcript has 4 exons.